This is a messenger RNA of Tetrahymena thermophila SB210, 684 nucleotides long. RefSeq lists its product as hypothetical. NCBI's taxonomy places the organism in Eukaryota, Ciliophora, Oligohymenophorea, Hymenostomatida, Tetrahymenidae. The transcript has a single exon. The record is from RefSeq and is a predicted model, not a curated record.
AUGUUUAUGAUAAAAUUCCAUUUAAAAUAAAUAUAUAUUUUUUAGAUUACUUUACUAUUUUAUUCUAUCAAGUACAUUAUAGGAAUUAAAAGCAAUGAUAUAUAAAGUAUAGCAAGUUCAAUAAAACAGCUACUGUAAAAUAAUUAGCUGUUGUCAUCAAAAAAUAAAAAAAGUCUUCUAGCUUUUUAAUUUGAUUACUAUUAUUAGGUGAUGUUUUUGUUGUUAACGGAGUUAUUUUAUUAAUUUUCUGAUAUAGAAUCAUCAUUUGUGUGUUUUGAAUCAUGUAUAAUCGGUAUAAUAUUAUAGUAUCUAUUUAAUUAUAAAUAGUAAUCUUUGAAAAAUUAAGGAAAUGUAUCAGAAAGUUGUAGCAGAUCUCCUAUACAUUACAUGUUUUAGACAUGCUACCAAGUUAUCAUUUUAAUUUCUGGAAUAAAAAGAGAAACAAAUACUGCACUACCAAUCGAUGUAGCAGCCAUUACAUUCUACAAAGAUUUUAUUUAUUUUGCUCUUAAAAUCUCGUCUUAACAUUAGAAAUAAUCAUCAGACAAACCUUUUAGAUUAAAAAAUUCAAUUUAAUAUUUUCUUUAAAAAAUUUGUGUUUAAAAAAUAUUUAUUUCUAACCUAAUAAUCUCUGAAUUUACCAAAAUUAAAAAAAAAUUAAAUCUAUCUAAAACAAAUUAUUGA